Drosophila hydei is the source of this 546-nucleotide messenger RNA. It is a transcript of the gene MED10, whose product is annotated as mediator of RNA polymerase II transcription subunit 10. Gene Ontology annotation, biological process: positive regulation of transcription by RNA polymerase II. Gene Ontology annotation, molecular function: transcription coregulator activity. Gene Ontology annotation, cellular component: chromatin; mediator complex. Bases 122 to 523 code for a protein of 133 amino acids. NCBI's taxonomy places the organism in Eukaryota, Metazoa, Arthropoda, Insecta, Diptera, Drosophilidae. The record is from RefSeq and is a predicted model, not a curated record. The transcript has 2 exons.
CGCCGAAAGGUAGAAGAAGCAGAUACAGAUAUAAACAAACAGCUGUGCAGACAACAAUCGGUUAAACAAAAUUACACAGAAUUGUGCAAAACUUCUGUUAAGUACUUAAAUAUUGCUAAAGAUGACCUCUCCACUCGAAAACUUGGAAACGCAACUUGAAAUGUUUAUUGAGAAUGUGCGGCAAAUACGUAUAAUCGUUAGCGACUUUCAGCCACAGGGCCAAAACGUUCUCAAUCAGAAAAUCAACAGUUUGGUAACCGGUUUGCAGGAAAUUGACAAAUUGCGGCCCCAAGUGCAGGAUGUAUAUGUACCCUUCGAGGUGUUCUUCGAUUACAUCGACCAGGAUAAGAAUCCUCAGCUUUAUACAAAGGACUGUGUGGAAAAGGCGCUUGCCAAAAAUGAAGAGGUAAAGGGCAAAAUCGAGAGCUUGAAAAAGUUCAAAGCAAAUCUGCUACUGGAAUUGUACAAGACAUUUCCCACCGAAAUGAACAACUACCGAGCUUACAGAAAAGACUCAAUCUAAAUAAUAGUUUUGUAAGCCUGAAA